CUGAAUCAAAGUGCAACUCGCCACGUCGACAAUUUUGUCAUAAACCUUCACCCAGUUCAAGUGUUCAGUUGUGUGCGUCUCUAUAAACUUUGUGAAAAUGUCAAAUGCUAACAAGGCCAACCCCAACGGUGCAAACCCCGAGGAAGCCAAUGAAGAGGAAGUAAUGGUCGAUGAUAUGGUGGUCGUGCCCCGCCGAGUUGUUUACGAGGAUCCCGUCGGGUACUACAAUCCGAAUAUACCAGAUAUCGAGGCCUACAUAUUGGACGCAAUGAACGAUCCCUUUGUACCUCCGUACCCGCAGGGCACCGUCUACUGGGGGGAAUCUGAAGGACACCAGUCAGUUCCCGAAAUGUUUCCCAGCACCAAUCACGACGAAGUGAAACCGAUUGAUAAACCUGGGACGACUUCUUCUGAUAACGCAAAAUUUGCUGAAGACAUGGAAGGGUACGAUUCUGAUCAUUUUAACAGUGAUGACAACUCCAUGGAGGGCUACUUGGAAAGACAAAAUCAAACCACAUCAAGCAAUAUGGCGGCGACCCAACAGCAAGAUGGUGUCAAAGUAGACGAUUCGAAGAAGCAGGAAAAUGACAAUCAAAAAUCCGAAGCACCUUCCACUUCUCUGGAUGGCCAAGGACAAUCAACCCAAAGAAAGGAAGAACAAACAGCCAAAGAACAAACUGCAUCGAUACCAAAAUCUGAAAAUGAAAAUAAUAAACUAGAGAAGAAAGUGGAAGAAACAAGAAAGCCCGAAGAAGAUAGUAGAGAACAACCAGAGGCUAAUAUUCAAUCAACAAACCAAGAAAAGGUAGAACGAAUAACAGAGAAAGAAAAUGUAUCUACAUCCAAUAAAGAAGAAGAAGAAAAAGAUAUUAAAAAUGAUAAAGAAGAGAAAAAAUCAACAGGAGACAAGACUGUAUCUGUAUCCAACAAAGAAGAAAAAGAUAUUAAAAAUGAUGUAUCUACAUCCAAUAAAGAAGAAGAAGAAGAAGAAAAAGCUAUUAAAAGUGAUAAUACGAAAGAAGAAAAAGAAUCAAAAGAAGACAAGUCUGGAUCUGUAUCCAAUAAAGAAGAACAAGAUAAUAAAAGUGAUAAUAAGAAAGAAGGAAAAGAAUCAAAAGAAGACAAGACUGAACAGUCAAAACAGGAAAACGGAGGAGAAACUGCUAUCAUUGAAGAAGAACAAACUACAACUAAAUCAGACAUUAUAAAACAAGAAGAAACAAAAGAACCAAAAGCAUCUGAAGAGAUUGGAACUGGGUCCAACAUCAAACAGGAACAAACCGAAACGAAACCAGAAACAGAAAAAGAAAAUGGAGAAGAAAUAAAGGACAAUGGAGCUUCGCCUUCUAAAUCAGAGCAAGAAAGAAGUAGAGAAAUCAAGGAGAAAAUACUUAAAACAGUUGAAGAAGCCAACCUGGAUCUUUUCCAAGGACAGCAAGCCAAUCCAAAUGGUGAAAACCUCCACCCGAACACUCCAAACGCAUCAGUGCUGAACUUAAGGCGAACUAGAUCACACUUGGAAAAUUUUGGGGUACCACCAUACCGAGUAAACACGUACCCACUACCACUGGUACAAACGGACUCCGCCAGUUUGUUUGGACCAGUACCACCGUUGUGCGCCAUCUGUGAGUACAUGUUGGACGAGAUCUGCGUCUACUGUCGCCAACCCCAAAACUACCCACGACAUUGUCCGGUCGCUCUCAGCACCUGCGACCACUUCAUUCACUACCACUGCACCAACGGAAUGGCCAAAUGUCCCAUUGAGAGGAGCGAUUGGAUUUUGAAAAACUUGUACAACCUGAGCAACCAGAAGAACAAGAACGAGAACUUGGUUAACAUUGAGGAAGUGGCGGCGGCAUUGCCCAAAGAACAAUCUGAAGCGGCGCCCAAUGGCAGCGAACCUUGUCGUGGAAGCCCGUUGAUGAGAUGCCUCUUUCAAGAGAAGAAACCACUCAAGGAAGGUGAGGUGGACCUCAGCAAGCCGAUGAAAAGGGGACCUUUUGUGACGGUGGAACCCGGGACAGUGAGACAGCCACAAACUGAAGCGGAGAAGAAGCUGUACGAAUGGCUGGGACCGGCUGGUCAGGUGGCAGCUUUUGACUUUUUGUUCAAAAAUCCGAAUAGAGCGGCAGAUGCUACACCUUCUACUUCUUCGACACGUUCAGGCGUGGAGAACGAUGCACCAAAAAUCUCCGGCAUUGUCAAGAAAAUGGUCAGCACUUACGAGUCUACCAAAAGCAACGGCAAAGUGGAGUCACCGAAGAGUAACGGCAAAAUGGAGUCACCGAAGAGUAACGGCAAAAUGGAGUCACCGAAGAAUAACGGCAAAUUGGAGUCACCGAAGAGUAACGGCAAAGUGGAGUUACCUAAAACUAAUGGUAAAGCUGAGCCCACCAAUAAUAAAGAGAAAGCUGGGCCCAGCAAUGGUACCGACAAAGCUGAGUCCUGCACAACUAAGAAGGUUGAAUCCACCCAAAUCAACGACAGCAUUGAGCCCAUUGGAAGUAACGACACCAGCAAAGCUGCCAAAAACAAGGACAAGAUCAGAAUGCCCUACACCAACAAAGAUGGUCCAGAAUGCAUGGUCUGUUGUCUCUCCCUUGACGACAACUGUCUGUUGUGCGUCAAAACAGGCCGCCAGACUAGAAACCCAGAAUGCCUUAGGGCUGGAAGCAACGAAAACAUCCCAGUUCACAAACACUGCAUCGAUUAUUACAUGGCAAAAUCCAAGGAGUCCAACAAACAUCCAUACAAGAUAGACAAGCUGGGAUCAAAAGAAGCCGUCAUCGACAGAAGACGCUCCAAAUCUCCAGAGGACGAUUUGUCGAAGGAAAACAUCAAACACCCAUCGAAACAAAACCCCAAGAACGACAACUGUACGAACGGCUCGAAACAACAAAUCACCACUGUUCCCGCUUCUCCAAAGAGAAAGUCCAAAUCACCGAAGAAACAGCAGAUCGACGAGCAGAAGGAGAACGUGUCUCCACGUCGCCUCGCCUUGGAGAAGAAGGAACUGUGCGACAUUUGCACCAAGAAGCUGAAGGACAUUUGUCAGAAAUGCAGGCGCAGGGGCAUCCACGAGGCCAACAGGGACUGUCCGGUCGCGGUGGGUGAAUGCAAGCACGCUUUCCACUUGCACUGCGUGGACGCCUGGACCAGGUUCUUCGAGCGUUGCCCUCACGAACAGGAGGCCAUCAGGAUGGCGAUGAUGGAUGUUCAACUUUAAUUAAUGUUUGUUUCAGGUUUGAAGACUGUAAUUUAAUUAUUUGUAAUUGUAAUUUUGUGUCAUUUUUAAUCGUUUUUAAUGUAUUUGAUUUUUUUUUAAAUAAUUUUAAUAGUUUUCCAAUGUUUUUGACUGUAAUUUUUAAUGUUUUGUAAUUACUAUUUUAUGUAAUUUUCUAAUUAUUAAUAAAACAAGUUUUUACAAUA
Molecule: messenger RNA, 3429 nt
Organism: Aethina tumida (small hive beetle)
Lineage: Eukaryota; Metazoa; Arthropoda; Insecta; Coleoptera; Nitidulidae
Exons: 3
Coding region: 98-3226 (1042 amino acids)
Molecular function (GO): zinc ion binding
Source: RefSeq, a predicted model, not a curated record